This is a messenger RNA of Hippopotamus amphibius kiboko, 1757 nucleotides long. RefSeq names its product gasdermin D (gene GSDMD). Lineage: Eukaryota; Metazoa; Chordata; Mammalia; Artiodactyla; Hippopotamidae. The transcript has 11 exons. Gene Ontology annotation, cellular component: NLRP3 inflammasome complex. Gene Ontology annotation, biological process: pyroptotic inflammatory response; defense response to bacterium. Gene Ontology annotation, molecular function: phosphatidylinositol-4,5-bisphosphate binding; phosphatidylinositol-4-phosphate binding; phosphatidylserine binding. The record is from RefSeq and is a predicted model, not a curated record. The coding region runs from base 183 to 1622 and encodes 479 amino acids.
UGAGGUUUCACUUUUGAGUCUGGGAAUCUUCGGGCUGUGUGCUGGCUCCGCGGCUCCGGGGCAGAGCCCUCCUAUCCCGGCCAGCAGGGCGGCCUGGCUUCGGCUUUGUGGGCGCGGGCACGCAACAGUCACGGUCACGCCCUGCGGGAUCAAGGCCUGACCCAGCUGCCCUCCUCAGGAGCAUGGCAUCGGCCUUUGCAAGGGUGGUCAAGAGCGUGAUCCGGGAGCUGGACCACAGUGGGGAGCUCACCCCUGUGGACAGCCUGCAGAGCUCCACCGGCUUCCAGCCCUACUGCCUUUUGGGCAGGACGUCCUCGGGGUCACUGUUCUGGAGACGCCGCUACACAUGUGUCAACCUGUCCAUCAGGGACAUCCUGGAGCCUGACACCCCGGAGCCAGCUGUGGAGUGUGGCAGCACCUUCCACUUCCACGAUACUAUGGACGGGCAGCUGCAGGGCCAUGUGGAGCUGGCGGCCCCAGGACAGGGGAAGAUCUCAGGCGGGGCCACGGUGUCCGGCAGCUCCAGCGCCUCGAUGAAUGUGCGCGUGCUGCGCGUGGCCCCCAACACCUGGGAAGCCAUGCACCGCGAGAGGCGCCUGCGGCAGCCUGAGCACAAAGUCCUGCAGCAGCUGCGGAAUCGUGGGGGUGAUGUGUUCGUGGUGACCGAGGCGCUGCAGACGCAGAAGGAGGUGGAGGUCACCCGGACCCACAAGCAGGAGGGCUCGGGCCAGUUUGCACUUCCCGGAGCCGUGUGCUUGCAGGGCAAAGGCGAGGGCCACCUGAGCCAGAAGAGGACGGUCACCAUCCCCUCGGGCAGCAUCCUCGCCUUUCGGGUGGUCCAGCUGGUUAUCGACUCUGACUGGGACAUCCUCCUCUUCACUGACAAGAAGCAGAGGACCUUCAGGCCAGAGUAUAAAGGCCCCCAGAUGGAGCCGGGGUUCGCAAGCAGGAGCCCCAAGAAGAGCUUGUGCCUUCCCUUGAUCAAGGCAGACACGCCCAUGGAGGACGGCUUGGCGAUCACCGAAGACUUCCAGGGCCUGCGGGCCGAGGUGGAGGCCAGGGCCGUGGGCCUGGAGGGCUUGUCCAAGGAGCCCUGUGGGCAGCUGCUGGGGGGCCUGGGGCAGGUGCUGCGGGACCAGCCCGCCUUGCAAGCCCUAGAGGAGUUGCUGGAGAGCGGUCUGCGAGGCGGGCUUUUGGAGCCUCAGGAGGGUCCUGUGGGUGCUGUCCUCGAGUGCCUGGUGCUCUCCUCCAGAAGGCUGGAAGAGGAACUUGCCGGCCCCUUCUUCUACCUGCUGCAAGCGCUAGCUGUGCUGAGUGAAACCCAGCACUUGCUGGUGGCUGAGGUGCUGGAGACCGGGGCCCUGUUGGGGGCGUUCAAACUGGUGGAAAGCCUUCUGGAGCAGAGCACCCCAUGGCAGGAGCGCAGGGCCGUGUCCCUGCCGCCCGAGCUGCUGGGGAGCAGCUGGGGCUCAGAGGCACCCCCCUGGGUCCUGCUGGAGGAGUGUGGCCUUGAACCACAGGUGGACGCCCCCCAGGUGUGCUGGGAACCGGAGGCCCGGGGCUGUGUGUGUGCGCUGUACGCCUGCCUGGCCCUGCUGCUCAGGCUGAGCCGCCUCUGCUAGCCUGCGGCCCGCCCGAGGGGCAGCCCUCUGGUCAGGGCAGAGCGCGUGGCCACCCAGCUGCCAGCAGCCGCACCAGCCGUGGGGCAGCUCAGCGCAAGGGCUGGCAGAGGAGGAAAGCCAAUAAACGUGAUGAAU